AAUGAGAAGUAUAGGAACCCGCCAAAAGUGAUGAAAAUUCAUUAACCAUUGAUAUCAGCUUCGCAACGAUCAAGCAGACGCGGCAAUAGUGAUUAAAUAAUAAAUAGAUCAAAUAAUAAUAAUUUAUUACCUGUGGAAGCCUUUUCGAGUAUGCAUUUUAUUCGAAAGAUGUAGAGCAGAUUGUUCAAGACGAAUGUCCACAGUAUCUAUGAAAUGACAGUGUAACUGAAAUGAUUGAUAACAAUGACGUCAACGAAGAAUUAAUUGAUAAUAUCAGAACAAUAUACCUACGAUUUGAUAAUGCAAAUAGAUAAUUGUAAAUUCGACGGAUAGAGGCAAAAUCUUGCUGACGAUUUUGAAAAUUCGAUUAAAUAUGUUUGAUUUCGAAUGACGAAUUGUCGAAAGAUGAAUAAUCGUGACGAAAUUAGAAAGAUGCGACGGAAAAAUAACGUUAUCUGAAACAAUACAAUGUUAGAUCAAACUUUGAUAACACGCGGGAUGUCGAUCCCACCACUACGUGUGUAUACAGCUGUUGAAGCGUAAUGCGAUAUGUACGUCGGUUUGGCGCGCUCGAACAUUUUUCAUUGUAUCUUGUCCUUUCGAAUGUUAUUCGAGUUUGAUUAAACCUUGAAUAUCGUGUAAGGGAGACCGGUUUAAACAUACGAUAACGAAAGUUAUUUAUUGAUGCAAUAUCGUGGUCAAUACGGUUGCCGAGGAAUACACCGGACAUCGAAACGCGUAACUUUAAUUAAUCAAUUGUUCAAAUAUGGAGUCGUUCUUGGAACUGUUUGAUCCAGGCAACCACAGGAACACGCGAAAGGAAACAUGGAACGACUCCGAGAAUGAAGGAAAUGGAACGUCGGAUUGCGAGAAUUCCAGCACGGACGAUGAUCAGGAGGAAAGACUGCCACCGGAGCCGGAACAAGGCAACAUCGAAUAUAAACUGAAAUUAAUCAAUCCAUCUAGUCAACGGUUCGAGCAUCUAGUAACUCAGAUGAAAUGGAGGCUUAGGGAGGGUCACGGAGAGGCUAUUUAUCAAAUUGGCGUGGAAGAUAACGGCAGGCUAACGGGCCUGACAAGAGACGAUAUGAAAGCAUCCUUGAAGACUUUAAAUGACAUGGCAGCCAGACUAGGUGCUACGACAACUAUAUUACGCGAAAGACUUGCCAAUUCUAAAAAUAAAGAUAUAUCCGCGCACGCUAACAACAAGGAGGAAAGGCGAGUGGCAGAAAUUUUGGUAAAAAAAUUACGGAAAGGCGACGGAGAUGAUCGGGAUAGUAUCGUUGAUCUGAGACUUGCCGUGACUGGUGCACAGGAUGCUGGGAAGUCAACUCUCUUAGGUGUACUGACGCAGGGUGAAUUGGAUAAUGGGAGAGGAAGAGCAAGGCUGAAUAUGCUGCGGCAUCUUCACGAAAUAAAAACCGGUCGUACCUCGUCGAUUUCCCACGAAAUCAUAGGGUUCGACAACGAAGGGCACGUGCUGAAUUACGCGGAAAUGGCAACUGCCGAGGAGAUAUGCGAGCACGCUUCGAAAGUGGUGACGUUUAUAGAUCUCGCGGGGCAUCGUAAAUAUUUAAGGACAACGGUUCUAGGUCUCACCGGAUAUUCACCUCACCACGUUAUGCUAGUCGUAGCACCGCCAAUCAACGAAGCGUCGCAGGAGCACAUGGCUCUCUGCCUCACCCUAGGACUUCCAAUCUUCAUAGUUGUAAACAAAAUAGACCUGGGUCUCUGCAACAUCGCGGAAACUCUAACUCAAUUAGAGAACGCGAUCAGCGCACAAGGUUACUCGAAACAGCUGCUAAUGUACAACGACGGCCACAUACCCUGGAACUACGAAUCGGACGUGAUACCAGUGUUUAAUGUCAGUUGCGUCACUGGGGAGGGUCUGGAGCAUCUGACGAACUUUAUUAAAAAUCUGUCUCCGCACGACGUGAACUCCACGGAUUCCGAAUCAGACUCCUGUCUAUUUCAAAUCGACGAAACGUUCAGGGUAGCAGGUUUAAACGAACCUGUCUUAGGCGGAUUGCUCGUAAAAGGAGCGAUCGCGCCCGGCACUCGAUUACUGGUAGGACCACUGCCGGAUGGGGAGUUCAGUCCUGUCAAGGUCGUCAGCCUUCAUCGCAAUAAGGCACCUUGUUGCCUGGUAAGGGCAUCUCAAAGCGCAAGUCUAACGCUAGCACCACCUAACAAUCGCAGUCCUCCCCUACCGCACCUGCGACCAGGGAUGGUUCUCGUUUCACUAUGGGACCAACCGCAUGCGACACUCUUUUUCCAAGCGACGGUAUUAAUAGUGUAUCACGCGACAGCAAUAUUUUCUGGUUUCCAAACGACAGUGCACAUUGGGAACGUGAGGCAGACCUGCAUCAUUAAGGGAAUAAUGGACGCGAAGGACAGAGGUCUGCAGACCAACGACAAAGCCUCCGUGCUGUUUAGGUUCGUCAGCCAUCCGGAAUAUCUGCAUGUUGGUAUGCGACUAUUGCUGAGGGAGGGUCGCACCAAAGGUAUCGGCAAGAUCACACAGAUAUUUCCGUUGAUAGGUCAACAGAACAGUAUUCAGUAAGUCGAAACGAAAUUUCUCGCGUGUAAAAAGUAUUAAAUGUUAUAGAUUGAUUACAAAGAUAUAAAGGCGUUCGGCUAUUUUAAAGUGAUAUGCGAUUAGAGAGUACGCGUUUAACGUAAGUAUCGUGAAAUUAUGUGUGAUCUCUUUGGAACAAUGUUUGUACGUGAACACUUCGCUGCGGUAUUGUGAACGACGUGUAAAAUGUAGUUUCUAUAUUAUGGAGUUGGAACCAGACUCGGACAUCGCACAAAUAUAUUUGGAAAAUAAAAAGAUUUCAAUAAUAAUAUAUUCGACGGGACGUUGUCUUGUGCUAUGAAAAUGAUUUUUCCAUGUAGCUCCACUGUGAAAUGAAAUGAAGGUUGCUUUCUCUGUGCGAUUUUUAAGAUACAAAUGAUUUGAAAUAAUCGAUCACAUUUCACACUAUAAUAAUAAUUAUUAUUAUUCUUUUUAUUCCAAACAAGAUGCGCCCAUGUCUGGUACAUACUGUGCACACACGGUUCUGUUUCGUUUAUUUUAUCUGGAGCAUUUGCGAUCGUUCAGGAUAAUAACACCGCGAAGAAAGAAAACUUAUACAAUAUAACCGAGAGGAAUAGAGCGCAACAAAUACCUUCUGUUCCAAGUAUGAAACAAAGAUUCUAUUCGCGAGAGAAGUUUACGGCUAUCAUUGUUUCGUGUUACGAAAUAAAUUAUUGUCUCGAUAUCGUGAUGUUUUGCGUAUGACGCCCUAAACGUAUUGAACACACAGUCGUAAUAAUAUAAAGUCUCUAAAAAAGGAGAAAAGAAAAGAAAUAUCAUUGAAUAUAUUACGCGCGAAAGAGGAGAAGAUUUUAAGCUAUUGAAACUUGAAAUACACAGAACGAAUAUUUUUCAUAAUCGAUUACUAUCGUAGGCUGUGUUGGGCAUCGAGUAGACGACGAGUUUUCAGUUCGCAAAAUUAACCGAGCCCGACGCGGGGAUUCUGUGUAUUGCAAAAAAAGCUGUUGUUUCUUAUAGUCAGGGUUACUUAAUUACGAGACGGUUGUACUUAUGCUGCGUACGAAACGAAACUGCGUGAUAUACUUUUGUUUCAAUGAUUUAUGCGGCUACGUGUGAUCCAGCGAAAGUUUAUGUACAUGAAAAAGUUUCUCUUCUAUAUAAAAAUCGUUAUACAGCCGUCCGAACAAAGAUCUUCGAUUUAUUUCUGUUGCAUCGGAUUAUUACAGUCUUUGUAUUAUAACUUGUAAAAUAUCCUUGAAUAAAAGAACGAAAUUUACAUAUCUAAA
Messenger RNA from Megalopta genalis, 3825 nucleotides. Its product is annotated as GTP-binding protein 2. NCBI's taxonomy places the organism in Eukaryota, Metazoa, Arthropoda, Insecta, Hymenoptera, Halictidae. The record is from RefSeq and is a predicted model, not a curated record. Gene Ontology annotation, biological process: translational elongation. Gene Ontology annotation, molecular function: GTPase activity; GTP binding; translation elongation factor activity.